Heterotrigona itama is the source of this 2496-nucleotide messenger RNA. NCBI's taxonomy places the organism in Eukaryota, Metazoa, Arthropoda, Insecta, Hymenoptera, Apidae. The record is from the annotation of a GenBank genome assembly.
AUGGCGUCUGCGUCGGUAAGUGUACGGAACAUUUUAACCCAUCUGAUUUUCAUACAUCGACGCCAAGUGUCUUUUUUUUUUUCUUUGCUCCCCCACCAUUACUAGUUUGCUUUGAAGUACAUUGGAAGAAUGCUUUUCGUCGUGUAGAAGUCAUCGUUAUCUUACUAUCGUGUCGGAGGAGAAGUUACUAUUGACAUUUGUUCGUGAAUCUUCGUGCGUAUUAGUUCGCAACUUCGUUAGUUUAAACAGGUGCAAAUCGAUAUUUGUAAUUAUGGUUUUAGAGUAUGUAUGUAGAGUCAUUUUCGCCAUGCAUCAAUCUCUUUCCAGAAAGGGAAAGAGAAUUACCAUUUUUUAUUUUCAUUAGCGUUGUAAUCAUGGUUUGACGUGUAAUGUUGUUGUUUGUCAAUAGCUAAAUUUUCUAUAAUGUGAUUUCUUAGGUUCCUUUGCUAAUGGAUGAUGAUACCAUUGCUUUUGGCGAGGAGGAUGAAACGGGUCAAGAUAAUAAUAAACUUAAGUAUAUCAAAAUUACAAUUACACUAAUAUUUAGCACAAAUAACUAGAUUUUGACACUGACAACAUAUUACUACUUUGUAGACAUCCAUACGUCACCAUGUUUCAUUUAGCCUUCAGAAUAUCAGCAAUAGUAGCCUAUAUGUUAUGUGGAUGGUUUUCAAAUAGCUUUAUAACUAGUUUCGUUGUUGUUGUAUUACUUUUGUCAAUGGAUUUUUGGACUGUUAAAAAUAUCACUGGAAGGCUAAUGGUUGGUCUUAGAUGGUGGAAUUACGUGGAUGAUAAUGGAAAAAGUCAUUGGGUAUUUGAGUCCAAAAAGGGUGUUCAACAGAAUCGUAUUAAUACCACAGAAGCUCGUAUUUUUUGGUUAGCUUUAAUUCUCUGUCCACUUUUGUGGUCAGUAUUUUUUGUAGCAGCAUUGUUUAGUUUGAAAUUUAAGUGGUUGCUGCUUGUAUGGAUUGCGAUUGUUUUAAAUGGUGCAAAUUUGUACGGAUAUGUAAAAUGUAAAAUGGGAAAUGAGAAAAAUAUUUCUGCAGCCACCAGUGACUUUUUGAGAAAACAAGUCAUACAAAACGUUGCGUCCAUGAUGACUAGGAGUCCACCCACAGGCAAUCCAAAUGAACCAACUAAUGUGAUAUAAAAUUAGAAUUUUUCUGCCAUGAUAUUAUUUAAAAAUAACGUGAGUACUAUUAUGAAAACUCAGUUUGUAUAUAAUGAUACUGACAAUUGUAUAUCCUGAUGAAAUAAUAUAAAAUAAAAUUGCUACCGAAAAUAUCGUCAAUCGAUUAUAUCUUUUUAUGUUUUGGAGUGAAGGCUUUAAUGAGAAAAGUAGCGAUGUUACGUUAGUUAUUAGUUUAUUGAUGCCACAGGGCAAUACAUAAUGUACACCUUAUUUCUCCUUGUCAACAGACUUUCUAUUACACAAUAUUUAAUUUGUAUAGGUGUUAAUUAGUAACAUUGCAUUUAUUAUAUUCACUUCAGCCUGUUGUAUUCUUUCUGGCAAGAAAGUAUCACAAAAUAAUUUCCCAUUCUUUUAACGAUAUUUAAUAUUUGACUUAUUCUUUGUUUCAUUAAUUCACAUUUAAUUCCACGGAAUCAACGACUGCAAUCGCACGACUACAAUCUUAUCCGAAUGGAUGAACUCGAGAUGAUCUCACAUACAGUGUAACGAACCCGUCGUGGUAUUGCACGGAGCGACAAUAUGGCCGAUUGUAUUUUGUUGUAUUAGGAAAGAUUGCUCCGAAAACGCGAGUUGCAUGCUUUUUAAGAAGAAGAAUACAACAAACCACAUAUUGCUAUACACUCUGGGAUAUAAAAAAAUUAUAAACACUAACAAUAGACACGCAGCUAACGUACAACAUACACGAAACUUUUGGAAUGAUACAAAAGAACGUAAUAAUAUUACAAUUCGGUAUCUUAUAAAUAUAUGAAUAUCGUGGACUUCUUUGAAUUGGUAAAUUCAUCGGAUUAUAAUUUAAUUCUACUAACUUAUAACUAGUAAUAUGUUUAUACAAUCAUUUAACUUUUUUCGUUUUCCGUAACGUAUUGUAUUUUUAGUCUGGAACUUUGAACGCGAAGUUGUCGACCGUCUUGGCGAAGCUGCACUUUGUGCAGGAUUUUAUAUUUCUUCUCUCUUUUGUUAAAUUUCUCAAUAUAUCUAUAUAUAUAUAUAUGGGUGUACGUAGUUAAAAAGGUCGAAUCCAAAGAUAACAACGAGAUCCCCAAAAUCAUCAUACCAAAGACUUUUAAAGUUUAAAGUUUAAAGUUCGCUUCUUCCACGAAUAUGAUAUGGAUCUUGUGAACAGAUUCUAUUUAAACUGAAAUCGUAUGUUUCUUUCUAAAUUUCGUUUCUUUAACUCUCUGAGAAUAGAUUUAGUCAGUUUAUCGUCCAUGGGAAUGUAUCUCUUUAUUUUCUAUGUAAGAUUUCUCAGCCUUUUUUGGUAAUACAUUCGUAACAAGUCGAUUUCUUUCUUUCUUUUUUUUUUU